UGCGCGGCGGCGGGUCUGGCAUCAGUGUCCCCGAUGUUUUGGAUGCGGGGCGGCUGAGGAGGAGCCUUGCAAUAUGGCAAUGUAUCUCUGUUGUUUCCGGCAACUGUGUGGCACUUCACCCAGGGCGAGUGUGCCCAUUAAGACCACGCCCACCAUCAUCCUCGACACAGGCUAUAUGGGCCAUGAAGUUGUGAUUGUAAAAAAUGGCAUCAGGAUCUGUGGAACCGGUGGGGCACUGGGUAACAUACCAAUCCUACAGAACAAAGCAUAUUUUGAAGUGAAGCUCCAGCAGUCAGGGGUGUGGGGUAUAGGAAUUGCAACGAGGAAUGCCAAUCUCAAUAAAGUUCCCCUUGGAGAGGACUCGCAGUCGUGGGUCUUAUGUUCCGACGGCUGCGUGCGACACAAUGGCGAGGAGAAGUACAAAAUUGCUGAUAUUCCCCAGGAAGGAGAUAUUCUGGGUGUCAGUUAUGACCAUGUUGAACUAAACUUCUAUAUCAAUGGGAAACCAACCAACACACCAGUCACAAGUUUUAAGGGUACUGUGUAUCCAGUCCUAUAUGUUGACGAUGGUGCUAUUAUGGAUGUAAUAUUCGAAAACUUUAGCCAUGGACCUCCACCAGGAUACGAUUCCAUAAUGGUUGAGAAAUCUCUAUUGGAGAAUGAUUAGUGCACUGUCUCUAUAGAAUAUUAUUUUAGAUUUAUUUUCUAUGUGCUGCUGUCCAUCUGUUUUUUGGAUACGUAUGUUCUAUCCAGUGAUUCUUUGUUAUAACUACCCAUGCUUUUUGAGAAAAUUUAAUGUAGAAUGAUUGUCUUCUGUGUUUAUUUAUGCUUCUUUUUCAUCUUCUAUUUCAUAUCUGGUGAUUGAUGUAGUUAGAUACAGCUAUUGAUUAGUUGUUAUUGUGUUUUGAGUCUUUCCCUUUACUUUUUUCUCUGUAUGUCUUUGAUUCAUUGUUGAAAGUUCUUGUUAUGUUAGAUCUAGCAAAAAGAAAAUGUGAAAUACUGUCAUUUCUAAGCAGGAAUAAUUAUCUCAUAAUUUAUUUUUUCUAUUUUUGUGUUUUAUUUCUCUCCAUCUAUGAGAUCUGAUUUUUUGGUAGCAUAUUCACAAACUCACCUGAUUUACAAGUACAUUGUCAAGGGAUGCCUUACUUUUGCUUAAUGAAACCAGUAUCCAAAAUAGAAACAGGCAGACAGAUAAGUGUACAGCUUUAAAGUGAGUAUGGAUAUCAAAUGCGCUUCCCACUCUACACCCAGAAAUUCUUUUUACUAAUACAAAUCCCCACUGACACCAUACAUACAUGCAACUCUUUGUACACAAUAAAGGGAUGUUAAUCUCUUCACAAUUUAUUGCACUGUACUUUUCAAUGUUAAUUUUGAGAUGCAAGAAGCUAGUCUAUUGGAACAGGAUCAUGUGACUGUCUGUGAUUGGUUUAAAGAAUGAAGAAUAAGCAAUCGUAUUAUGAUGGUCUCUUUGUUGUGACUGUAAUGUUAAUUUUUAGACUCAUUCAGGGUUAGUGUCCAUUAUGAUCUGUUCUAUGAAAGUAUUUUUAUAUAAUAGGUAUAUUAAGGAUUAUUUUGUGGCUGGUUAAUUAAUCUUUGUGCUACUAUUUGUCCGUCAAAAUGACUGUGGUUAAUCAGCUUCCGUUUCCAAAAUGGUUGAUUCUGUGAAUUAAAAUACGUAAUUUAAAGUAAUGACAGCGUUCAUGUUCUUGAUUUAUGUUACUAUCACAGGAAUGGUGAUGAUGUGUUGUAUAAAAUGAAGAAAUUUGAGGGUAUUCCUUUAUUUUUCCAGUGCUUGAUGCUGUGAAAAUGUUAAAAUGUGUUGUUUACUUUGUAUGAUUGGGAUUUCUUUUUGUACUUGCUCAUAAUGUUUUUUUUUCUGUUCAUUAUAUCUUUUUAUUUACUUUUGUAGUUUAUUAUUGUUGCAACAAAAUUCAUAGCAUUCCCCUAUAUAGUGUUCCAGAUUAUCCAGUCCAAAAAGGAAGAGAAAAAUUUUAUUCAGCAUUAGUUUUCAAAGAGAAUAUAACAUUCAGUGAUUUUCUUAUAAAAUGUUAAUGGUGUGAUUGUGAUUAAUUUAAUGGUAAGCAAAAAAUAAAGUAUCACAAUAGUACUAUUACUGGAAUUAUUGUUUUUACAACCAAUGAAGCCUUGAUACUCAGAAGAUAAAUAUCAGGGAAUUUGUUAUUCAAGAUUGUAAAUUUUUGUUUUUCUUUUCCUAAUUUUAGAAGCUAUUAAAGUCUUGUGUAUGGUAUUUCCUGAUAUAAGAGUGAGGCAUAUAUUAGAAUAAAAAUGAGUUGAUCUUGUCAGAAGAUAUAUAAACUUGUGCAAUUUCCAACUGUUUUGUUUUCUUCCUUUGAUAUGUCGGUUCCUCCACCUUCUCAAACUUUUUCUUUGAUUCUUCUUUCUUUCCUUCUCCUUUGUUUUCCUUCCUUUCUUUUCUCCUUCUCUGUUUCAUCAUCAUUAUUAUCAUUAUCGUCAUCUUCAUCUUUUUUCUCUUCCUCCUUCCCCCUUUUUUAUAUUCCCUUGUAAGUUUUAAUGCUUUUCCAAAAAUCAGACACUAAAUCAUGGCCACUCUCAUGUCUAUAGUCUCAUUUAUAACAGUUCUGAAAGGCAGGAAUUCACUCAAGCAGGCGACUGUCUUUUAUCUUUGAAGAUUAUUUACAUAAGUGAUUAUUUUCUUAAGAGUAGAAAAUAAUGAUGAGGGAAUUCAAAAGAAAGCUUAUAACAAUUGAAAUUUACACUUAAAAGUCUGUAGAUGGGAUUCUCUUAAUUUUGUAGUACAGGCCUCAUACUUUUCCCCAAAAAUUAAGUGUUUAAAAAAUUGUAUCUCCCACUUGUCUGUUAUUACCCAAAGAUUAAUUCAUUCACCUGUGAUAAUCAAUGCUCUCUUACUUUCUCCAUGUGAACAGUGAGGAAAAUUUGUCUCCUGUGGAAGUGGACCUGCCACCAUCAUGUAACAAAUGAUUCCAUGGGUAGUAUACUUUGAAAGGCAAAGUCUUGGGUAGAAGUAGAUUUUUAUGUGAAAUAGGUGUUGGAGUGUUGUAGCAUUUCUCUUCAAUUAGUGUGCUUAAAUGAUUGUUACUUACAAAAUAUGAAGAGUUCAUUUUAUGAUCAACAGAUGGUGUUAUCUGUUAGUUUUUAAAGCAAGGGAUUUCACAAAGGCAGUGUUGAGUAUUACAUGAUUUCAGAUAUGCUGUGGAAAGGGUAGUUCUUGAUGUUACUAAUACUGUAAUAAUCUAUAUGUUGUUGACAUUGAUGCAAGUUUCAUAUAUAAAGUUUAGAGGAAAUAUAUUUGUUUAACUAAUUGAA
Penaeus monodon (black tiger shrimp) is the source of this 3306-nucleotide messenger RNA. RefSeq names its product SPRY domain-containing protein 7-like. The transcript is spliced from 5 exons. Bases 74 to 667 code for a protein of 197 amino acids. The record is from RefSeq and is a predicted model, not a curated record. Gene Ontology annotation, molecular function: protein binding. Lineage: Eukaryota; Metazoa; Arthropoda; Malacostraca; Decapoda; Penaeidae.